AUGUCUCACUCGAUUGCUCGCGUUCUCCUUUCUGGUCUUCUUGCAGUCUCUUCGUGUUCUCAUGCGUAUCUAUUACCUCGACAAGACACCGAGGCGUGCACCUCGCUGAACCAGAGAAAAUCAUGGACUGCCCUGACUACCGAAGAGAAGCAGGCUUACAUCGAGGCUGAGCUCUGCCUCAUCAACUCGCCUCCAAAGACCGGCACAAUUGAAGGUGCCAUAACGCGGUGGGAUGAGCUUCACUACUCGCAUAUAGUACAGACAAAUGUGGUCCACGACACUGGUUCUUUCCUGCCUUGGCACCGGCUUUACAUGCGGGCACACGAAAUUCUCUUGCAAACCGAGUGUAACUAUACAGGGGCUCAGCCGUACUGGGAUGAGCUGUCAACUACUGAGGACAUAGCCGCUGGUAUUGCAUUCAACGAGUCUGCGUUGUUUGAUCCUGACUCUGGAUUUGGCGGCACUGGGACCGGCGAUGAUCUUUGUGUGACAGACGGCCCAUUUGCCAAUCUGACCCUGCACAUGAAUCGGACAAGUAACUACGCCGAUUACUGUCUUAGCCGAGACUUUAGUCCGACGUCCAUUCAGAAUGGCAACAGCACUUAUGUGGACGCAUGUUUCGCGUCUUCCAACUACUCCGAAGCCUGGCAAUGCUACAAGUCCAAGCCGCACACCGCUGGCCACGCAGCCAUAGGCGGAACGAUGCUCGACGGUUCGGGAAGCCCUGGAGAUCCACUGUUCUUCCUACACCACACCAAUCUCGAUCGGCUCUGGUGGGAAUGGCAGCAGGUCAACUUGACGGCUCGGCUGACAGAUAUGACUGGCCGCAAUGUGCCUCUCGCAAACUUUCUUAUCACAAACGAGGUUCCAUACCCUAGUGCUGCGGUACUGGACUACGAUGGAGAUCCGGGCAACACGACGACUCUCAACCAUACGCUUUGGAUGGUUGGAAUCAUCCCAAAUGCUACCAUUGCGGAGGUGAUGGACCUUGGUGGUGAUCUUAUUUGCGCUGAGUAUAUUUGA
Messenger RNA from Diaporthe amygdali, 1023 nucleotides. RefSeq names its product mino acid transporter. The record is from RefSeq and is a predicted model, not a curated record. The transcript has 3 exons. Gene Ontology annotation, molecular function: oxidoreductase activity. NCBI's taxonomy places the organism in Eukaryota, Fungi, Ascomycota, Sordariomycetes, Diaporthales, Diaporthaceae. The coding region runs from base 1 to 1023 and encodes 340 amino acids.